Molecule: messenger RNA, 1484 nt
Organism: Serinus canaria (Common canary)
Lineage: Eukaryota; Metazoa; Chordata; Aves; Passeriformes; Fringillidae
Gene: PPP1R10
Product: protein phosphatase 1 regulatory subunit 10
Exons: 11
Coding region: 36-1469 (477 amino acids)
Cellular component (GO): nucleus
Source: RefSeq, a predicted model, not a curated record
CCCAACUUUUCCCUUGUUUCCAGGCUGUUCCUGCCAUGGGCUCCGGCCCCAUCGACCCCAAGGAGCUCCUCAAGGGCCUCGAUUGUUUCCUGGGCCGCGAUGGCGAGGUCAAAACCAUGGAUGGCAUCUCCAAAAUCUUCAGCCUCAUGAAGGACUCGCAGAAGAUGGUGAGCCGCUGCAUUUACCUCAACAUCCUCCUGCAGACCCGGGCCCAGGACAUCCUCAACAAGUUCAUCCGGAUCGGGGGCUACAAGCUGCUCAACACGUGGCUGACGGGCUCCAAGGCCGCCAACAAUGUCCCCUUCCUGCAGCAGCUGCUGCUCACCCUGCAGCACCUGCCCCUCACCGUGGACCACCUCAAGCAGAACAACACGGCCAAGCUGGUGAAGCAGCUCAGCAAGUCCAGCGAUGAUGAGGAGCUGCGCCGCCUGGCCUCCAUCCUGGUCAGCGACUGGAUGGGGGUGAUCCGCUCCCAGAGCAGCUCUCAGCCCACAGAACGAGAUAAAAAGAAGAGGAAAGAGGAAAACAAAAGCAAAACUCCCGUCCCGGAGAAGCCCCAGGAGACCAAAAACGAGGCCAAAAAUGAGGAAAUUCCCGAAAAGAAACGGGAAAAACCCAAAUCCCUGCGGACCACGGCCCCCAGCCACGCCAAGUUCCGCUCCACAGGGCUGGAGCUGGAGACGCCGUCGCUGGUGCCGGUGAAGAAACUGAACUCAGCCUCGUCUGACAAAUACAGCCUGAAACCCGUCCCUGUCAAGAGGCAGAGCGCCCCGACAGCCCCAGGGGAGGCUCCUCUGGCAGAGAAGAAAUACAAACCCCUAAACACGGCCCCGAAUGCAGCCAAGGAGAUCAAAGUGAAGAUCAUCCCCCCACAGCCCAUGGAAGGCCUCGGGUUCCUGGAUGCCCUGAACUCAGCGCCCGUCCCCGGCAUCAAAAUCAAAAAGAAGAAGAAAGUUCUGUCCCCAACAGCAGCCAAGCCCAGCCCCUUCGAGGGGAAGCCGGCGCCGGAGCCCAGCACGGCCAAGCCCUCGUCCCCAGAGCCGGCGGCCGCGGAGCCCAUGGACACGGAGCGGCCGGGGACGCCGGUGCCCGCCAUCGAGGUGCCCGAGCCCAUGGACACCGGCUCGUCGGAGGCGGGGGGUGACCCCAAGGCCACCGAUGUCCCCUCCGAGGGGGGCCCGGCCCCGCGCAGGCCCCGCAAGAAGAAAUCGGUGUCGUGGCCCGAGGAGGGGCGGCUGCGCGAGUACUUCUACUUCGAGCUGGACGAGACGGAGCGAGGUGAGCCCCAAACGGCCGGAAUUCACCCCAAAAUCCCCAGAGAGCCCCUCUGGGACCGUUUUGGAUCGUUCCGGGGCCGUUUUGUGGGAGUCUUUGGGCCCCUUUUUGUGAGGGACCCUCUGGGCGCCAUUUUGGGAUCAUUUCAGGGACAUUUUGUGGGAACACUCCGUGUCAUCUUGGGGUUGUUUUAGGGACAAUUUAUGUCU